UUGUCCGUACAUUCAACGUCAGACAAAUAUUUUGAAAUGUUAAAUAGUUCAAACACAAUUGCAAGAAACGAUAAAUAUGAUGUGUUUAAUAGAAAAUUGUCCCCUUAGUAUUUAGUUGUGAGUUUCGAUAGAAAAAUACUAUAUCGAAUGUGCGUCGAUUCGGAACUAGAGAUCUACAAUGAGCUGUGUUCGAGAUGCCAACGUUUCAAAUCGUUUUUCAUGAGGAGCUGCCAAUAGCACGUAUAAUAUUGUGGAAUCUUGAACGCACUCCAAAAGAACGGAAGAAUAAUUUAUGUACACUCUUAUUAUACCUAAGUGGAUGUACAUCAUUGGAUGGCCCUAUGCAAAAGGAGCAGGCUAUGAUACACAAAUUAGACAGCUUGUGUUUCAACGGAAUCAAUCAAUUUAACAUUUGCAAUUGUGAGUAUGGAUUUAUUUCAACCAACGCGUAGCUAAUGCAUUACGAAUGGGCUCUCCGCUCCGUGUCUGUACACGAUUCUGUUCUCCUGCAUCCCUUCGUCACAGAGUCAAGCCCGGGGUCGCCGAUAGCUGAGCCGCAAUGGUGGAGAAGUCCGACCGGGCACCGCUACUGGACUGGGAGGAGGUUCCUCCGGCGGAGAAGCCUGUUCCCACACCAGAACAGGAGAAGCACGUCAAGGGGCCGAGCCCUGCCAAUAGUCGGGCGUUGGGAUGCACUGCGCCGGGGAUAGGGUGGAGCACCAGUCCGGGGGGUCCUGGGUUUUUAACAUCAGCGGUCUCUAGCAUAGACACAUCCCUCUCAUCCAGGAGCACGAUCCCCAUCCCUGCGGAAUGGGAUGCUCAGUGUCCCGACAAGGAUGACCAUACCCCGGCCCCAGGACAAGGAGAGGUGCCGCCCGAUAACAUGGUGAAAUGGGAGGAAAAGGAUCCGAUCGUGGCCGUGUUUGUGGUGACAUUUGAUACAAGAUCAGGUAACAUGUUAGAGUGGUGUCUGCCAGGGGACAUGAACCUGGAGGGAGUAGAGUUCAAGGCUAUGGCCAGCGGCUCCCACAGAGUCUCCAGCGACUUUAUAUACUUCCGUAAGGGCGGGUACUUUGGCCUGGCGUGCUUUGCCAACAUGGUGGUGGAUAGUGUGGUGGAGAGGGGGGCAAGAAUGAAGUCUGUGGGUAUCCUGUCAACCUCUUACACCCUGCUGUACCGAUACAUGAGCUUCCUGGAACACCAAGUCAGGCUCCAGUUGAAAACUCCUGGCCAGUAUUCUCCUCUGGAGGCGUUCUUUGAGGAUAAGAGAUCAGUGCUGCCCCCCGAUGGGGAGAGUGUGGUUACUGCAUGUCCUGGCAGUCCCUGGGGAGCAGCACUCAACCACUGUAUGCACCCUGAGAUGAAGAUCACCCACCCAGCUGGCUGCAUGUCUCAGUUCAUCCAGUUCUUUGGGGAGCAGAUCAUGGUCCUGUGGAAGUUAGCUCUGCUGAGGAGACGUAUCCUCAUCUUCUCUCCUCCACCUGUGGGCGUGGUCUGUUAUAGAGUGUACUGCUGCUGUUGCCUGGCCAACGUGUCCAUCCCGGGGGUGGGCGUGGCCGUGCCAGAGUUCCGCCCCUUCUUCUAUGUCAACGUGGCAGACAUCGAUACUCUGGAUACGGAACUGUCCUACGUAGCAUGCACCACAGAGAAGAUCUUUGAGGAGAAGCGGGACCUGUACGACGUCUAUGUAGAUAACCAGAAUGUGAGGACGACCAGAGAGAGUCUGAAGCCUUUACUGCGGCUCAGCGCUGCAGACCGAGAGAAGUACCGCAAACUCACUGAACAGAGGCAGAUGCUGUUAUAUUCUCAGGAGGAGAAUGGAGACUGUGUGUCCAGUGAAGAGGACCACUUCAUUCUGUUUUUCCUGGAGCAGAAUAACCGUAUCUUCCAGACGCUGAGUGAGGUGGCAGGGAGACCUGAGCCCAUCCUAACCCAGGAGAGUGUGAGGGCCAUGGGGCUAGACCCUCACGGAGACAGGCUCUUCCUGCUCCACCUGCUGGAGACAUACGGCUAUGACAGCCUCCUGGUCACCGAGCACCCUUGCUGCAGCUGAGGCCUGGGUGGCAAACUGACUGACCUACAGGAUCCUGCACACUCAGACACACAGACUCAAUGCAGACAGUCUGGAGUCUGGACUGAGAGGUCACAAUACUUUGGCAAGGCUGAGACAAGGGCCUGUAUUCAUAAAGCAUCCCAGUUGGGAGUGCUUAUCUCAGAUCCGUUUAGUCUUUUAGAGCUCAUUGAAUAAGACUUACAUGGACAGGGAGGACCUGAUCCUAGAUCAACAUUCCUACUCUGAGAUGCUUUAUAAAUAAGGGAGACCCUCAGGCCAAAAAAGCAAAUGAAUGGAGAGACCCACUGAACAAGAAAAGACUAAUGGAAUUUGGUUCUUGGUACUGUCCUAUGACAUUCAUGGGUGCUCAAUCUGGAUUGUUAACCACCGCCUUCCUGCCUGUCAAUAAAAUGUACAGUACAGAGGAAUGUCAUUCAUGUCUAUCCCCAACCCUCUUUUUCUGGAUGAGUGGAGCCAACCAGAAACAUCCUGGAACUCUGGAGAUUCGGUGACUAUGAGCAGAACUUACCAAGGAAGUCAUGCUUAGGUUUCCUUAUGUUUUCAAAUGGGGAGUCAAAUCUAAAGUCUGUGGUGAUGUCCUCAAACUGAGGGAGGAUUUGUCACUUCUCUUAAUAGGACAUCUAUUUAUUUAUGUUUUUGAGAGAAGAAAUCACCAAACUUUUGUCUGUAAAUAGAAAGGGAUCUGUAGAAUGUGUUUUGUUAUGAAAUGAUCCCAUUAAGUCACUACUAAGCCCAAAACCACUGUGGUCAGCAUUGUAUAGAAAUGGCCAUCAACACCAUCCAUAAUCAUGAUACUACAGGCCUGAUACUAAGGGCCCGAUUCAAUCCGUAGCGCUGAAGAUCCACGCUACAGUGUGAUAUACAUUUAAAGGCAACGUGUAUGCGUUCAUGGAGACUGCAUUCACGGUAAACACUGCAUAUGUCAACUCAUUCGGAAAUGACCUUUACAUUUCAGUCACGCAACUUCCGUGAUACGGACUGAAUCGAGCCCUACGUACGCAACACUAGUUCACAUGUGGAUUUGGUUUCUGGUGAAAGAGGGGUCAGGACUCACCAGCACACUUUCUUAUGACGUCCAACAUAGAAAUGUAACAACUUUAUAUGACUUUAAAAAUGUACUUUUAAUCACAGCCAUUUGACCAAGAGGUUUUGGGCUCAAAUUUAAACGUAUGCUUGUGGUGUUUCCUCAAUUCUCUGUCAAAUAUACGAAGAGUGAAAAAUGUGAAUGAGCUGCUGGCUCAAUGGUUAUAUCCUAUCCUUCAGACCAAGAGGUUGUAGGUUAAAACUUAAUUUCUUAUACUGUUGUGUACGUUUCAGCAACUCUCGAUGUCGAACAUACAGAGUAUGGUAUCAAAUGUGAUGGAGGCGGUGGUGCAGUGGUUCAAUUACUGCCGUGAGACCAAGAGGUUCUAGCUUCGAACCUCAUCUUACUCAGCUAUUGUGUACGUUUCCGCAACUCUCAUUGUCAAACAUACAAAAGAGGAGGCUUAAACAAUGUGAUGGUGGUGGUUCAAUGUCUACCUCGAAGCUUAGAGGUUGUGGGUUCAAAACAAAGUGUUGCCGCAGCUCUCGAAGUCAAACAUACGAAGGGAAUGGUAACAAAAAAUACUGUCUCCAUAUCUGUUGAGGUUUAACAUUGUUUUUUGAUUUGCGCCUCUGCAAUUCUGACUGUCAUAAAUUCGAAGAAAAGCAGAUGUACAGUAAUGGACCAGCGGAGGCUGCUGAGGGGAGGACGGCUCAUAAUAACGGCUGGAAUGGAGUCAACUGAAUGGUAUCAAACACAUGGAAACAAUGUAUUUGAUACCAUUCCAUUUAUUCUGCUCCAACCAUUACCACGAGCUUGUCCUCCCCAGUUAAGGUUCCACCAACCUCCUGUGAUGGAGACACUUUACACCAAUGAUGAUAAACUGUGAAUGACUGAGGGUGGCAAGUAGCCUAGUGGUUAUGAGCGUUGGGCCAGUUACCGAAUGGUCGCUGGUUUGAAGCCCAGAGCCGAAUAGGUGAAAAAUCUGUUAAUGUGCCCGUGAGCAAGGCACUUAACCCCAAGAGCGCCUGCUAAAUUACAAAGAAUGUUGAAAAAAAAUUGUCUGCCUUUUUUUUAGUGAUGCUCCUUAUUGAUUCAUCAGAACUGUUCACGUUAGAAAUCAUGACAUUAUUUACAGUGCUCCCUUCACAUAGUGAAGAGCAGGAAGCCACUAAAGGUGUUGUAGUUAUCAGAAUUGUAAAAGAGCCCCCAGCCCGAGGGGAGAUGCAUGUAGAUCGCAUCCCCCUCCACCAGCUCUAGAGAAUGCAUUAGACAAGAACAGAAGAUCUCCAUGGGUACCGUAUUGGUCAUUUAGCAGAACACUUUUGUCAUUGUGGUAAAGAUGAACGGCGAUGUGAGGUAAUCCAUUGCAGUGAAUCUGAUGUACUAGACUCCUUCUUACUGGCGGUGUGAAGAUACCUGCAUCAGAGGAGAGGGAGAGAUCAGCAUUGUCCGUUUCUCAGAAGCCCUGUUUACACCUGGUUCUAACAUGCGGCCUUUGUACUGAUGUCCACAUUCUGAUUGUGCCCACAUUUUUCAACAAGUGUAGACGAUUAAAAGAGGCAUUGUGAUGUGACUGUGAUCAAAUCUUAAAGUGUAAAAAGAGAAGAUCAGGACACAUGUUUACAGCAGGUAUAUACAGGGCUAGAGAAACUGUUGGUAAUGCGGGAUUCAGUGUGUGUUGAUUUGUGUGGUUAGUAGGCUACCUGUAGUUGGGUUGUAGGCCUUGCUGAUGUUGGUGAAGACUUCUCUGUAGAAGUGUGGUGUCACUAUUGGCACUUAUUAUUGAAAGAUAAAUAAAGCCCAUGAAAGCUUA
Salvelinus fontinalis (brook trout) is the source of this 4914-nucleotide messenger RNA. RefSeq names its product DENN domain-containing protein 11-like. The coding region runs from base 560 to 2053 and encodes 497 amino acids. Lineage: Eukaryota; Metazoa; Chordata; Actinopteri; Salmoniformes; Salmonidae. Gene Ontology annotation, cellular component: cytoplasm. The transcript is spliced from 9 exons. The record is from RefSeq and is a predicted model, not a curated record.